AUGCGCAGUUUGUAUGAAACGCUGACGAGCGAAUGGAUCUUAGAAAAUGACUUGUCCACAAACAUUUGUCGAUUUAGUGUUAACUGUUUUGCCUACACACUUAAAGCAGUUGUAAAUUAGGGUCGGGCACGAAAAAAAACGUUUAAUUUAGUCAGUACAGAAAAAAAAAUAUAGCAAAUGCCACAUGUUAUGCUAUGGAUUGUGCCUUGAUUAUGCCUUGGUCCCUAAACCACACUUUUGCUUCCGCAGCAUAAGCUACGUAAUUUAAAGACACCACUCUGUUUGAUGCAGUUACUGUCAAAGUCAGACAUUGUGAAUCCACUACACUACAGUAUCUUCGUCAAACAAUUCAGGACUGCAGGACCUUUCAAAAAUAACAGAAACAUCAGAAUGGGAGAAAGAAUGGGUGGGUUUAAAGAUGCAUAUCAAGAUGUUCAACCAGUAACCCUUCGAAUUGCAGAAGAAAAUGUCACUUCAAGUCUCUAUUGCAGCUCAGCCGAGGGCAUUGAAGCUCAUGUGUCCACUUUAGUGGAAGCUUUCUUAGUUGAAGUGUACCGAUGUAGAGUCUGUCAAUUUACCAGCAACCAAAAAGCCAAUAUAAGCCAUCAUGUCAUGGAAAGACAUGAUCCAGUGUCCCCAUGCCCCCAUCUGCCAUGUCUGGAGAAAGAGGAUGAGGAGAGUUUGGGUGUAGGAUUGAGGGUUGUUGAUGAAGAUGAGGUCGACCAUAACAGCUCUCCAUACGACCUAGAGAGCGACCUCCAUUCUGGCUCAAAAAGCAACGAGGAUCAGAUGGACAUGGAGCGUAUGUCUUUCCUCCUCCCGAUGUACAGCAUGUUUCAAAACAUCAGCCCACGGUCAUGUGACAUUGGCCUGGGCUCCAACUCUGAUGGCAACUUGCAUGUGGCACAAACUUGUGAGGUGAGCACACUCUUUGAAGAGGGUAGGCAUGAUGUGGACAGUGAGGAGGAACCUGUGUUUCAGCUAGAGGAUACUGGCACAGAUCUGUCUGUUCCUUUGAACAGUGGAAUGGACACUGAAGUUCAGGAUGAGGAAAUGGCCCAGUCGGCUCAUCUCAUGACUCUUGGGUUGUGCAGAAUCUCAAGCACUAAGUGUCCACCUCAGUCUGAAAAUUCAACAAAAAGCCUAUCCCAUCCAGAAGGUGAGCAGGAUGCUGAAAUCCAAAAGCCGUCUGAGGAGGAGGAUGGCGGAUUGGCCUGUAUCCUCUGCCAGACAGUUGCAUCCAGUCGUAGCAUGCUAGAGGUGCAACUAAAAUGCCAUAGUGGAGACCAAGGCUUUAGAUGCCCUCGCUGCGGUUGCGAAUCAGAAGAAUGGGUUGAUAUGAAGCAACACUGGAGGGGACAUGGAAAAAGAAAAGGCUCAAAAAGGCAUAAAUGUAGUGUUUGCCCCAGGACAUUUAGGAGAGCUGAUUCUUGUGAAGCACAUGAAGAAAGGCAUAAUCAGCGGCAUCACUGUCGAUCUGAGUCUGGAGGGCUGGUGCAGUGUUCUCUGUGCCUGGAAUGGUGUCACUCAGGGAAGGAGUGGGAAAUACACCAACAAUGUCAUUUUCAAGAAGGAUUUAAAUGCUUACACUGUGAUUUCAAAGAGAAGUCAUGGAAGAAAACCCUGAAGCAUAUUCACACUCAACACAAACAGGCUGAUCAAGAAAAACAGAUUGCUCACAGUAUAGAAAACCAGCAACUUAACUCAUCCACCAAAUACCCAGAAUGCCUCAGAGGAAUGAAGCCAGAGUCAUGGUCCCAGGUUAGGAAGAAGAGGUUGAAAAACAUGGUUGCGGUAAGGGAAAAGCGCAAAGAAGGAGGAAAGGACAGAGUGGUUCACCUGAAUGGUGAGACAUCUGUUGGACUCGCUGUUUCCAGACGGAAAGAGUUCUGCUGCAACCUCUGUGACAAGAAGUUUUCUACCAAGUUGACCAUGCGGCGUCACAUGGGCAUUCAUCAAGGAGAUAAGCCAUUUAAGUGCCCACACUGCCACUACUGCACUCGUCUCAAAGCCUCACUCAAACAGCACCUCCGCGUCCACACAGGUGAGAAGCCAUACAAGUGUUCGCAGUGUUCCUAUGCUUCCAUUGACAAAAGCUCUCUGCGUCGACACUCAAGGACGCACACACAAGAAAAGCCUUACUGCUGCCAGUACUGUCCAUACAGCAGCAUCCAGAAGAAGAGCUUAGACCUCCAUUCACGGCGUCAUCACACAGGAGAGUCAUUCCCUUGUCACCUGUGCCAGUAUUCCACACCAGACCGCCAGCUGCUGGUGCGACACAUGAGGAAACAUCACAGUGCCGAACAAACCGCCGCACUGGGGCAGAGGAACAACUCUGGUUCUGGCUCCCAAACCGCACCUUCUCAAAGAGCUCGGACAUCCAAGUGAUAUUUAUGAUUUGUAAAUAAAAUGUAUUUUAUAUAUAUAUAUAUAUAUAUUUAUUUCCUUUGCCUUGUGAGUUUUCUCUUUCCAGUCAGUUAUUUUAUAAUGACAAAGCAAAGUAUUGUUUUCUUAUGCAAACAAGUAAAUCAGUAAAUUCCAUUUACCAUUGAAAUUGGAAUAUUAUGUUGAUCAGUAACUAAAGUCACAGUUUGAUACAUUUGGUGGAAUAUAGGUGACUUGACUAUAAUUUACUUUAUUUCAUUGGGUGGUUAAUUAUAGCUUAAAAUAGUAAUAAUUUAAUAAAAUAGUAAGCGAUUAAAGGGUUGACCAAUGCCAUGAUACAGCAAGUGUAAUACUGCGCCUAAAACUACAAGCAAAUCCCACUACCAAUCCAAUAGAAACUGGAUUAUCCCACCUGUUGCUCAGUGCACUAUCAGCCAAAUUUUACGUUAACAGAAGACUACUAAGCUUUAGGCGUUUUUAAAUGUUUGUUUUAAUUAAGGGAUAGAUUUAGGGAUAGAUACAUUUGUAACAUUUACUUUGUGUAAAAGUAGUUUACUUUUAAUUACCUUUUUUUUUCACCAUCACCUCGAGCUCAACUCUUUGCAUUAUGCAAACGAACAGCGCCACUACGCGGCGGCAACCAAUGAGAUUGACGUUAGUGACCUGCCGCUUGAUACAAUUGGAUACUGCGACAGAAAAUGUACGCCCACUAACACCCGACAGAAAUAACAGCCUCGAUGACCUUUAACGGUUUUAGUCGGUGUGUGAACUUGAGAAAUUCAUGAUUUUGGAUGGGAAUUCACAGUGACUGCACACAAAUAGGGCGUUUAGAGCUCACAAUCUGCAGGCGAAGAGGAAAGCGGAGGAGUUUGUAGUUUGUACAACUUGUGUCAUAAGAUUUGUGUAUCCCACGAUUUGCUUUCUAGUUCUAGUUUUCUUUUGAUUUUGAAGCGGAUGAAUCUUCUCUUUACUUGUUUCUUUUUAUCAAAUUUAAUUUAGAGGUUUUUAUUUAAUGUGUUUAUGACACUAAUCAGUUAUGGCAGGUGUUGAUACGGAUUUCUUGCCUCACCUGAGGGUAAAUGACUGCUGGGUCGUCGGGCUCGACCGCUUCGCUGUUGGUCCUGCUGGAGAAGAAGACGAGUUUUUCGAGAUUAGGACUGAAUGGUCUGAAAAAAGCAUAACAUAUCUGCGAAGGCGAUAUCACGAUUUAGUGAAACUUGUUAAGAAUUUGAGCAAAUCAUUUCCAGACGACAGAGGACGUUUGUUGAUGCUUGAUGGUAUGACAUUUAACAGUUAUGUGCAUUUAUGACAUUUGAAAUAAGUGGCCAUUUAAUUGAUUGGAGACUUGUGUUCAUGUUAUUUUUCAGCACUACAGAGGAUAAAGGAAGCAGAAGAAAAUAAUAAUGUUGAAACCAGGUUG
Pimephales promelas (fathead minnow) is the source of this 3805-nucleotide messenger RNA. RefSeq lists its product as uncharacterized. The record is from RefSeq and is a predicted model, not a curated record. Lineage: Eukaryota; Metazoa; Chordata; Actinopteri; Cypriniformes; Leuciscidae. Gene Ontology annotation, cellular component: nucleus. Gene Ontology annotation, biological process: positive regulation of transcription by RNA polymerase II.